This is a messenger RNA of Nothobranchius furzeri (turquoise killifish), 4238 nucleotides long. RefSeq names its product Fc receptor-like protein 5. The record is from RefSeq and is a predicted model, not a curated record. Gene Ontology annotation, molecular function: transmembrane signaling receptor activity. Gene Ontology annotation, biological process: cell surface receptor signaling pathway. Gene Ontology annotation, cellular component: plasma membrane. NCBI's taxonomy places the organism in Eukaryota, Metazoa, Chordata, Actinopteri, Cyprinodontiformes, Nothobranchiidae.
CCUGUAAACCUUUAGGUAGGAUGUGUUCUUCGGGUGUUUCUGCAACAAAACAUCAGUUCAUUCUGUGUCAUCCACUCUUUUCAUUUCCCCUAACGUUCUGUCAUUUUUUCAGCACAAAUCAGCAUGUUGGACAAUCAGUGUGGUUCACCAACGUGUUUCCUGUUGCUUCAACAGCUCACAUGCACGCACACUCACACCCAAAGUAAAUGUCUGAGUGACAGGAAAGCUGCUGUGAGGUGAGAUUAGAAAUGAAUAUUCUGCACACACCCAUGUCGACUGCAAGCAGUUUCCUUCAUUGAGCAUCGCUCCUUGACUGACACAUGACUCAACUCAGCAGCUGAGUCUGCACAUGUGAGACUUGAUGGAAAAUGUGGCUUCUCAGGGUCUGUGCCGUGAUAUAUUUGACUGCAGCCUGUGCAGCUCAAGAUGACGCCACCCAGACUUUAGAGGACCUCGUAACAACACCUCGGCCAACUACAGUCAUAGCACCACCAGUACCAACUCUGGAGCAGGUGACGCCCUGGGAAGACGUGUUCACAUCUGAAAAGGUGGAGUUCAGGUGUGAGGUGAAUUCACCUGACGUGACAGCUACUUGGCACAAGGAUGGCGCUGCUCUGGGUAAAGAGGGAUCACUGCUCAGCAUCUCAUCAGUUACUGAAGCUGAUCAAGGCCUGUAUACCUGCAAAGCUCAGCUUAAAUCCAAACAUGUCUCCUCUGGGCCCAGCACUGGAGUCAAUCUGAAAGUUCAUGCAAACAAGCCGAUGCCCGCGGUGACCCGAAGUUCAAACUUGGGCCCGAUGUACCCUGGAGAAAGUAUCACCUUCACAUGUAGCGUGGACGUGUCAUCUGGAUGGGAAUAUGUGUGGUACCAUGACGGAGAAGAAAUUCAUUCAUCCAUCAAAACCACUUAUAAUAUCUCUGCUAUAGCUCAAUCUAGCAAAGGAGAUUACUAUUGCAAAGCCAAGAGAAUGGGCAAAGAGCUGUUCUACACUGAUGCAAGUAAAACAAUAUCCCUGCAGGUCUCUGACCCACCUACACCAGAAAUGACACAACUGACACCCUGGUCAGAUGUGUUUGAAAGUGAAACACUGGAGUUCAGCUGUGAUGGGGUAGCCUCUGGCUGGACCGUCACCUGGUUCAGGGACCAAAAACAACUGGCUAAAGAGGGAUCACCAUUCAGCAUCCCAUCAGUUACUGGUGCUGAUGAAGGGAUGUACGCCUGCAAAGCUCAGAUUAAAUCUAGAGGACUCAUCUCUGCUGAAAGCAACACAAAUCUUAUAAAAGUUUAUGCAAACAAGCCGAUGCCCGCUGUGACCCAAAGUUCAAACUUUGAACCGAUGUACCCUGGAGAAAAUAUCACCUUCACAUGUAGCGUGGACAAGUCGUCUGGAUGGGAAUAUGUGUGGUACCAUGACGGAGAAGAAAUUCAGUCAUCCAGCAGAAACACUUACAUUAUAUCAGCUAUAGCUCAAUCUAGCAAAGGAGAUUAUCAUUGCAAAGCCAAGAGAAUGGGCAAAGAGCUAUUCUACACUGAUGCAAGUAAAACAAUAUCCCUGCAGGUCUCUGACCCACCAACACCUCAUAUGACACGGCUGACACCCUGGUCAGACGUGUUUGAAACUGAAACACUGGAGUUCAGCUGUGAUGGGGUAGCCUCUGGCUGGACCGUCACCUGGUUCAGGGACCAAAAACAGCUGACUAAAGAGGGAUCACCAUUCAGCAUCCCAUCAGUUACUGGAGCUGAUGAAGGGAUGUACGCCUGCAAAGCUCAGAUUAAAUCUAGAGGACUCGUUUCUGCUGAAAGCAACACAAAUCACAUACAAGUUUAUGCAAACAAGCCAAAAUCCAAGUUGACUCGAGGUUCAAACUUUGACCCGAUGUACCCUGGAGAAAGGAUCACCUUCACAUGCAGUGUGAACGUAUCCUCCGGAUGGGAAUAUGUGUGGUACCAUGAAGGAGCAGAAAUUCAUUCAUCCAGCAGGAACACUUAUAAUACAUCUGCCAUAGAUCAUUAUAGCAGAGGAGAUUAUUACUGCAAAGCCAAGAGAAUGGGCAAACAAUUGUUCACCACAACUCAGAGCGAUGCCACGACCAUUCACGUCUCUGACCUGCCUAUACCAACCCUCAAGCUGCUGAGUCCCUGGUCAGAAGUGUUUAAAAAUGAAGACCUGGGGUUUAGCUGUGAAGUGAGCAGCCCUGAGUGGACGUUUACCUGGUUUAGAGAUCAAACAACUCUCCAAAAUGACUCACAGGUUAUUGUAAACAGCAAAGGAUCAUUGCUGAACAUCACUUCUGUCACUCAAAGCCACCAUGGACGAUAUACCUGCAGAGCUGAGCUUAAGUCCAGAGGAGUCAUCUCUGGAUUGAGCAACACAACUGAUAUAACAGUUCAUGCAAACAUGCCGACUCCAAAACUGAGAAGGAAUCUUGAUUUUGUCCCAAUGUAUGUUGGAGAAACAAUGACCUUCACUUGCAGCGUUGAUGUUUCCUCCGACUGGAGUUAUCAGUGGUACAAAGAUAACAAUGAGCUUCUUCUGUCUGGUGCAUCAUCCAGCUUCACACUGGCUGCCUCUGAUAAAGGCAGCUAUUCAUGCAAAGCCAGCAGAGGUCAGAAAACAUCAACGGUACAAAGUAAUAAAAUACAACUGGAUGUUAAAGAAAUUCCUGUUCCGGUGCUGCAUAACGCCACCCAGUGGUUGGACGUGUUUCCCAAGGAGAGAGUGGAACUGAGCUGUGGGAUGACGGGAAGCUCUGGGUGGAUAUUUACAUGGUUCAGAAAUAAAAACCUGAUCAAGGCCAACAGCAGUGUCCUCAUUGAAAAUGAUGGAACUAAACUUUCUAUAACUGCUGCUUCAACAUCACACCGUGGAAACUACAGCUGCUCUGGGGCCCUGAAGGGCAGGUCUGUCAACAGCAAGCUCAGCAAAGAAGUCAUGCUUGAUAUCUAUGAUACCAAACCCAGAGUCACACUGGUGCAGAAUCCUGACGACAGUUUGAUGCACACCGCCGAUUCUGUCUCCUUUCACUGUCACAUCAAUGUCUCAUCUGGAUGGAGUUACCUGUGGUACAAAAAUGACUCCCCUUUUAAAGCUGGACACCAUUACAACAUUAGUUCUGCUGGACUAGCGGACACUGGAUCAUAUAAAUGCCAGGUCAAGAGGGGAGCAAGCUUCCAAUCAGACAAGAGUGAAGCUGCAAAACUUACAAUAGAAGAGCGCCCAGAGGCAGCUAUUAUUCUCCUCACUCGCUGGGCAGAUGUCUUCUCCACUGACAGCUUGCUGCUGAAGUGUAACGUGAAGGACAGCGCACUCAGUUGGAACUACACGUGGUUCAAGGAGAACGAGCAAGUGGACCUGCCACUCUCAGAGGAGCACAAGGUCACGCCCCAGGAUGACCCGGACCAGAGCCGCUAUACCUGCAAGGGAACCCGCAACGAGAGGCCAUUUUACUCAGUGACCAGUGACUCUUACAGAACCAAGAACCUGCUUUUAAAAAGAAGAAUCCUUCUCGCCAUCUCAGGCUGCAUCUUCUUUGGGAUCAUCGCCGUCUUCAUUGGAUGCAUUGCUCUCCGAAUCUUCCGCAAACCAGCUUCUGAUUUUGAGAAGACAGAAGAUGACAACCUGUUCAUCAGGGCUCAGGUGAAGGACUUUACUGAUUCACCCUGUCCACUGGUUGAGUAUAUAAAAGAUGCAGAUCUGAAUCCAUCACCUAAAGAAGGUGAGGAGAAUGAUGCCAUCUCCAGUGAAACAACUCUGAUGCCUAAACCCUCAACAGAAGACCAAGCUGUGACCACCAACAGCCAUGAAUCAACAGAAAAUGGUGGUGGGAUGAUGUCCUUUCAGCACUGAAGAUGAUUCAACAUUUUAUUUGCUUGAAAGUUAAAAAAAAGCUAACUUUUAGAAUUGUCUCUUAACUUAUCUGGUGCAGAUCUGAAUUUGAUUUUCUGUCACAACAAUGUCUCUUGAAGGCCACUCAAAAACUUUGGUUCAAAACUGCUUUUGUCACUUAAGAAAUAUCUCCAAACUGCAAAGGUUGGUGUCAAAACAUGGACUUGAAAUGGUUAUCCAUGCCUUUAUCUCCUCCCGUCUAAAUUACUGUAACACACUCUUCACAUGUUUUAACAAAAAAUACCUUGACCGCCUUCAGUUGGUCCAGAACUCUGCAGCGAGGCUCCUAACUGGAGCAAACAGAAGAGCACACAUCACUCCUGUUCUGAUGUCUCUGCACUGGUUACCCGU